AUGUCCGUCACUCUACAGUCAAGAGCCGACUCUGGCUUCAAGUUGUACUAUUAUGACCCUUCGUUCGCUGCAGCAAUUCUCUUCGCCGUUGUUUUCUGUGGUUUAUCAACUCGUCACUUGGUCUUAUUGAUCAAGACGAGGACCUGGUGCUUCAUUCCCUUCAUCGUAGGAUGCCUCUUCGAAACUUUAGGAUACGCUGCGAGAAGCUAUUCAGCAAAGCAGACCCCAGAUUGGACCUUGAUGCCAUAUGUCGGACAAAGUAUGCUCAUUCUCUUGGGCCCUGCAUUCUAUGCCGCUUCGAUCUACAUGGUGCUUGGUCGCCUGAUCAGCAAUCUUGACGCAAACUCGUAUUCCCUGAUUCGGGUCAAAUGGCUCACGAAGUUCUUCCUCAUGGGUGACAUUCUGUCCAUCUUCGGGCAGGGAGGAGGCGGCGGUCUCCUUGCAAUUGCGAAAUCCGAGUCAUCCCAAAACAUGGGCAAUAACGUCAUUCUUCUCGGCCUGGGCAUACAAGUCGUCUUCUUUGGCUUCUUCAUGAUUGUCACGGCCGUCUUCCACAUUCGAAUUACCUUGAAAUCAACGACGAAAUCGCUGCAUACAUACGUUUCUUGGCAGAAGUUCAUUUGGGUGCUCUACUUUUCGAGCUUGCUCAUCAUGGUUCGCUCCAUAUUUCGCAUGAUAGAAUAUGCGCAAGGCCAUGACGGUAGCUUGAUACAGAAGGAGAUUUACGUUUAUGUACUGGACGCGCUUCUCAUGACCGUAGUUUCCAUAGUCUUUUCGGUGUAUCAUCCGAGCAGCGGUCACGCAAAUGGUGGCCGCGCUUAG
Colletotrichum godetiae is the source of this 822-nucleotide messenger RNA. Its product is annotated as RTA1 like protein-domain-containing protein. NCBI's taxonomy places the organism in Eukaryota, Fungi, Ascomycota, Sordariomycetes, Glomerellales, Glomerellaceae. The transcript is spliced from 4 exons. Bases 1 to 822 code for a protein of 273 amino acids. The record is from RefSeq and is a predicted model, not a curated record. Gene Ontology annotation, cellular component: membrane.